Mirounga angustirostris (Northern elephant seal) is the source of this 10466-nucleotide messenger RNA. It is a transcript of the gene RSPO1, whose product is annotated as R-spondin 1. The transcript is spliced from 7 exons. The record is from RefSeq and is a predicted model, not a curated record. Bases 661 to 1446 code for a protein of 261 amino acids. NCBI's taxonomy places the organism in Eukaryota, Metazoa, Chordata, Mammalia, Carnivora, Phocidae.
GGCGCGACGGAGAGCCCCAGCACGGGGCGGAGAGCGGGGAGCGGACCGCCGGAGUGGGGCAUUGCGGAGAGUGAGGGCCGGACCGAGCCGCCCCAAAGGACCGAUGCGCCGGGUGGGGCGCUGGCCCCGGAGGGCGUGAGCCGCCCGCAGAUUGAGCAACUUAGGAACGCGCGGGCGGAGCGCGGGCGAGCCGGGCGCCCAGGACAGUCCUGCGGCAGGCGGGUGAGCCGGCCGCGCCCUCGCCCCUCCCGGGCCUGCCCCCGCCGCGGCUGGCAGCGCGGAGUCCCGCAGCCCCGGUCCGGGUCCGACGUGGCAGGCUGCGAGCACGACCGCCCCCAGGGUGCUGCGAGGUGGCGCGACUCACUGGCCCUCAGGUUGGUUUUUGGAGGUGUCCCUGCUGAAGUGACAAAGAGUUCUCCCAUGUGACACACCCUGAGGUGCCUUUGGGGAAAGCUCUCUGGACCUCCCAAUGGGCUGAUGAAGAAGUGGGCUCCCCACACCCUCUCUGUCCCCAACUAAGAUUAUGGUGGAUUUGGGAUACGGCCCAGGCCUGGGCCUCGUGCUGCUGACCCAGCCCCGCAGGCAUUAGCCAGAGCCCUGUGUUGUCCACCCCCCCAGAGACCACCCCUCCUACCAGGGGCCUGGAGCUGGCAAGUGACUAUGCGGCUUGGGCUGUGUGUGGUGGCCCUGGUUCUGAGCUGGAUGCAUCUCGCUGCCGGCAGCCGGGGGAUCAAGGGGAAGAGGCAGAGGCGGAUCAGUGCGGAGGGGAGCCAGGCCUGUGCCAAAGGUUGUGAGCUCUGCUCUGAGGUCAACGGCUGCCUCAAGUGCUCGCCCAAGCUGUUCAUCCUGCUGGAGAGGAACGACAUUCGCCAGGUGGGCGUCUGCUUGCCUUCCUGCCCACCUGGAUACUUCGAUGCCCGCAACCCCGACAUGAACAAGUGCAUCAAGUGCAAGAUUGAGCACUGUGAGGCCUGCUUCAGCCACAACUUCUGCACCAAGUGUAAGGAGAACUUGUACCUGCACAAGGGCCGCUGCUAUCCGGCCUGUCCCGAGGGCUCAGCGGCCGCCAACGGCACCAUGGAGUGCAGCAGUCCUGCACAAUGUGAAAUGAGCGAGUGGUCCUUGUGGGGGCAAUGCUCCAAGAAGAAGAGGCUCUGUGGCUUCCGGAGGGGCUCUGAGGAGCGGACUCGAAGGGUGCUCCAUGCCCCAGGUGGGGACCACGCCGUCUGCUCCGACACCAAGGAGACCCGCAGGUGCACAGUGCGGAGGACGCCCUGUCCCGAGGGACAGAAGAGGAGGAAAGGGGGCCGGGGGGAGAACGCCAACAGGAACCUGAGCAGGAAGGAGAGCAAGGAGGUGGGUGCCGGCGCUCGGAGACGCAAGGGCCAGCAACAGCCGCAGCACCAAGGGACAGUGGGGCCGGUCACGCCUGCGGGGCCCACCUAGGGACAUCCGUCACCUCCAGGCCCUCACAGAAAGAGUCCAGCGCUGCUCUGUGUGAUGGAAGCUUUACCGAACUGGAGCGCUGGGGGCAAAGUGUGCACACACUCUCCAUACAUAUAUGGACACACAGACACACACACAGGGCUCAUGUCCAAACAUGCAACCAACAUACAUGCGCGCGCACACACACACACACACACACGAUCAAGGCCACUGGAAGACACUUCUCUCUCGGACAUCACCGCAUGAACAGGGUGGGGAGGUGGAGGGGUCACCUUUGCCUGGCAGAGGGCCCAGUGGAACAGACUUGGUUUGAGAUGCUCCUAAGGGAUAUGUCAGAGGGACCAUUUCCCAGCGUCCAAGCCCAAACAGAGUGGGGCCUUCUGGAGGAGCCGAUAGGAUCUGCCCAGUGUGGCAGACAGGCACCAAAGCUUGAGGACUGUUCAGCAUUUCCAGCUGUGUGACUUUAUCAUUGGAGAGUAUUGUUUCACACCCAUGAUCCGUAUCAGGGCUGCCCCGACUCUGAAAACUGCUUACAGGUUUAUUUCAAAUUAAAAACAAAACCAAAUGACAACGGUAGCCACGGGCAUCACAUUCCUUCACAGGGUGCAGGAAUUCAUGGGGUAUGUGGGAGCAAGACGGGACAGGGCUGAAUUUUGAGAGACCCCCCCCCAAUGGCCUCCUGGACAGAGGGGCCAGGGCAGGAAAAAAACUUUGAGGAUACUCUGAGGGUGAUACCCAGCUUCUCUACAGCCUUGUUACUCAGAGUGUGGUCUGUGGACCAGCAUCCAUGUUCUCACCGGGCAGCUUGUUAGAAGGGAGAGUCUCAGGUCCCAUCCCAGACCUGACGAACCAGAGUCUGCAUUAUAACGAGGUCCCGGGUGACGGGCAUGUACAUUCAAGUUUAAGAAGCUCUGCUCCGAUCACCUCUACGGAUAGAACAAACGUCCUGGCCAGCUUGCCACAAGAGGGAUUCUGGUCCACUAUAAAGGAAGACUUCCCAACUGGGAGCGGUAGAAUCUGAGUCCUAGAACACUAUAGUGGCACCCUAGGGGGAGGGGGUGCUCAGGCUCUCUGGGACGGUUGGGGACCGUUGGAUCCAAAGGCAGGACAGCGGACAGCAUGACCUCCUGUGGCAUCUGAAGUGUCCACUGGCAACCAUAUGCGUGCCAGGCCCUGGACUGAGGGGUUUCUUGGGGGAGCCAGGCAUGGGCCUUGCUCUCCUGGAAUAAGAAGUUGAUAGGGGUGACAGGCAUGAACCAAGGGAUCAUUCCAAUAAAUGUGUAAUUACAAAUGGGUGGGGUUAAGGCCAGGCAACCACCGGCACAUACACAGAGCUAUGAAAGUGAAUAAAAGUGAAUAAAAAUAAGACUUUAUCUCAGGGAAGCUUUUCAGAGGAGGUGGUAUUUGAGCCAAGCUCUGAAGGAUGAGUAGGAGUUAAGACAAAGAGAAGGAAUGGUAUUCUAGACCAGUGCUGUCUGCUAGAAAUACCAGACAAGCCACUUAUGUAAUUUAAAAUUUUUCUAGUAGCCACAUUUAACGAGUAAAAAGCAACAGGUGAAGUUAAUUUUAAUUAUAGCUUUUAUUACACCAAAUAUAUGCUAAAAUGCUAUCUUUCUAACGUAAUCAAUAUAAAAAUUAUUAACAACAUCUUUUACAUUCUUUUUUUUUCUUCAAACUAAGUCUUCAACAAUUCUCUGUAUUUUUACACCUCACAGCAUACCUUAAUUUGGACACUAUAAAUUUUCACCAGAAAUACUUGACUUGUAUUUAGAUUUCAUAAAAAUUGAAAAGUAGACUCACAUCCUGAAUUCCUGCUUCAGGAAUAGUUAACAGUUUUCCAAAGAUUGAAUUGACUAUGUUUUAAAUUUUUAAUUUAAUAAUUAAAAUUAGGUAAUAUUAACGAUUCAGUUCUUCGGUUGUACCAGUUGUGUUUCAAGUGCUCGCUAGCUACACGUGGCUAGUGGCUACUGUGUUGGACAGCAGAGUUCUGUAUAGACGGCAUUGCACAUGCAAAUGUCCUGUGGCAGAAAGGAGCAUGGUGUUCAAGGAACUGAAAGAAGGCCCAAUAUAGCUGGAAGGCCUGGAGGGCAAGUGAGAUGAGAUGAUUCUAGAAAGGUCUCCUGUGGUUGGGUCUUUAUUCUCAGAGCCAGAGGAAGCUGCUAAAGGGUUCUAAGCAGCCAGCCAAGAUGACCAGAUUUGUAUUUGGCAAAGAUCCUGGUGGCUGUAAUGUACAAGACAGACUGGAGGGAAGCUGCAUCGGGGGCUAUUGCUGUCAUACAGGUGAGAGGUGUCGGAGACACGGACUAGGGUGGAAAUGGAGAGAAGUGGAUAAAGUGACAAGGCAUUUGGAGAAUAAAGUUGGCAGAGUUUGGUGAUAAACUGGAUGUGGAAGAGGGAAGAAAGGGAGAGGAGGUGUCAAGGACAAAGUCCCCAUUUCUGGCUCGAACACCCCCAGGGUGAUGGUUCAGUGUUCUGAGAUGGGGAACCGGUCAGGAAGGCCAGAUUGGGAGGACAAGGUUUUGAUCACGUUAAGUGCGAGGUGUCUUUGAAACAUCCUGGUGACCACGGCGAGUAGAUGGUGUGUAGACACAAAUGCAGGUCUAGUGUGCGCAGGACAUGUCGGAGCUGGAGCAUGAACUGGUGUAGAGAAGGUAAUUGAGGGUUUGGAAGAGGUCGCAUAAAAAGAGAGCUGGGGACUCAGCUGUGCGGGCUUCCAGGUACAAAGAUCAGAUAAUGGGGAUCAGCUGGCCGAGAAGGCAGAGAAGGAGCAGAGGAGAGGGAGCCAGGGAGUCCGCAAGCCGUAGAGAGGUCACAAGGACCUAAGGUGCUCAGGGACCAAGUAAACGAGAACUGGAAAUGGACCGUUGGACUUAUAACACGUGUGCCGAUAGUAACCUCAGCAGGAGCCAUUCAGAGCGGGCAUGGGGGCAGAAAUCAGUACAGAAAAUUCCUUCGGGAAGUUGAGCAGAGAAAAGGGAAAAAGCCUGACAGGGGCUGGAAAGAGAGAUGGAGGUAGAGAGAGUCCUUUUUUUCUUUUCUUUUCUUUUUUUUUAAGGUGGGAAAGACUUGAAAAUAUUUAAAACCCACUGGGAAGUGUCCAGUUCAGAGAAAGAGGUUGAUCCACAGGAGAACAAAGGGGAAACCAGUGGUGGAAGGCUCCCAGCGGAGGGACAGCUAGACGGGAGCCUGGGGAGGCUGGUGCAGGUGAGGGAAGGAUGGAGGUUUGGAAGGUGGGGGAUCUCAGGUGCGUGCACUUGACCUUCUGUGGGGCUCUUCCCACCCAUACCAGAGAGCCCCCUCACUGCAGGCCAGGAUUUGGAGCCUGAGCUGCAGCCUGGGGAUCCGGCUGCCCACUGCCUCCUCUCCCUGACCCUGGCGCUAUCUUUGCCAUCUCUCUGGUCAUCUGUCUUCAUCUCCGGUUUUGGUCUCUACCUCUGCCCCUCCCUGUUUCUCUGACUCUGUCCUCCUCUGUCCCUCUUUCCAUCACUGUGUCUUUCUCUUUUCCCGCCUCAGCCUCUGAUUCUAGUCUCUCUGUUCUUCUGCCUCUCUUCUAGGCAUCAACCCUCAGCCCUUCUGUGUCUUGGCUGCCUCUGGCCCUGGCGUGUCCUAAUCUCCCAGAUCCCCUAGGUCCUCAAUACUCAAAGUGUGGCCAUAGAUCAGCAACCUCAGAGCCUAAGAGUGCAAAAUCUCACUCCCUUCCUUGACCUAAAGACUCUGAAUCUGCCUUAGAUCCCCAAGUCAUUCACAUGCAUAUUAAGUGUUUGAGAAGCAUUGCCUUAAGCUUUCCUUUAAAACAACAUCAAAGCAAAAAUCAGAAUCUUAGAACUUGGAAUGAUCCGAAUCCUCCUGAAUCUCCUGUGUCACCUUGGUGAUACUCUAAGGCAUUCAGCUUCUCUGCAUCACCUCCUCGAGCCUCCUAAAGUUGCUCCUGAAGCUCUAGGCCACUAAGGAAGGGAACAUAACGUGGGCUUCUGUGGGUCCUGAGCUUCCAUGCCUGCAGAAUUACUGGUGGGAGGGAAGUCUCCUGACACCAAUGCGCUGGGUGCUUCCCAGUGGGACUCUAGUCCCUCCUUGAAAAGUUAGCCCACCUGGACCUGUCUCACCCCUGUCUGUCUCUUCUUAUCCUUUCAAGACUAAGAAUGGUUUUUUGAGCUGGUGGCAGGGUGUGGGUUUCACGAUGGGGUUCAGUUACCUGCGCACAGCCCCAGAAGCAACACACCUGAGGCUGGAGACCGUAAAGAUUGACCAGAAGUCACACUAGGUGAGUUUCAGAGUGAGCAGGUGCUGGAGAGAGGGAGUCCUGGCGAGAUUCCUAACCCUACUCCCGGGUUUAGACAAACACAGCACCUGAUUCGUAUGUGGCUGUUAUGUGCCCACGUUGUCAUUUGGGAAGUGUUAGCUUUGCCUCUCGAUGGGGUCUCGACGGGGUCGCAGAUCUGUCCCGACUAAGACAUUUCUGGCCACCUUAGCCAGUGCCAGCUCUGGUAUGUUUCAGACCAAGUCUCUAGAGAAUGGAUUUGUUUUCCACUUCAGUAUUUUGAGUGAUGGAGUUGUUUUCUGGAUUUGUUUUUUUAAGUGGUUUUUCCCCUCUCUGGUUUGUUUGGUUUGGUUUGGUUUAGAAGGAAUGAGAGAGAAUUUAGGAAAAAGGGUCAGCUUCCUGGGCCCCAUUCAAGCCUUUGACCCAGGGCCAGUCACUGAGGUGAUGCCUUUGUGCCCCAACUUCUCCAGCUGUGGUCCGGACCAGACUAAGUGGACAGCAGGUGAAAACCCCGGUGAAAGUGGUAAGGAAGGGGAAAAGCAACCAGAGAGUGCAAGUUCCAUUUUGGAGGAUUAAAGAGAUUCACUGCAAAGGGGUUGGAGCACUGUCUGGCUAGUAAAAGUGAGCAGGAACAAAAGCCUUGUUCUAGGGGAGUAGAGGAGAUCUAAAGAUUAGAUGCCCCCAGGGUUGCUGAGGCCGAGCAUACCAGAGCUGGGUGCACCUGCUUUGGUGUGGUGUACCUCCUGGCUCUCCCAAGGGAAAGAACUGACAUGGGGUGAAGAAUAAACAGGUUUUGGCUGGAGGCUUGGUGGAGUCUCCUUCAGCAUCACAGAGACCCUGGACGAGCAGCCGCGGAUGGGGAUGGUGGGAGAGCUACGAAACUGGGACCCCCUUUCUCUGGCCCCUUCAGCCUGCCAGGUCGGUGGUGAGAAGGAUUAGAGACCCAGGCCAGUGGCUAGAGAAGGUGGCUUGGGUCCUACCCUAGAGCCUUCCAGAACUUAAGUAGGAAAUUGCGAAACAGAGCUACAUUUUGAAAGAGAAAGUAUGUGAAAUAUGGCUCCUCCCUCGCCUGUUCGCUCUCCCGGAGCUUGGUGCAGGGAGGUGGGUGAGAUGGAUUCCUGGCUAGACUCAGGCGGGUGUGGGAAAGAGGGCAGAGCCAAGCCCCCAAGGGCCCCUCAGGCCAGGCCACACCAGCUGCCAGCCUUUGAUUAUUGAUUAUUGUGAUUGGGAUGUACUUUUACCAUCUGUUGAGCAUCAGCCUGGCCCAUGGAGAAGGCCAGUUCCUUCCUCUGGCUAAAAAGGCUGGCUUCUGAGGGCUCCCUCUGCAACCCAAUAUGUACCAUGGGCUGCUGAUUAAAUACUUGGAAUGUCUUCAGGUCGAGCCAGGCCUAUCCAUAAAAUGGGAGGCAUUUUGGCAGUUCCAAGGCCCCUGGCACCCAGUCUUGGCACUAGCCCGGCUGUCUUCUUCAAGGAGCUGGGGUGGGCUUCCCGCCAGCAUGCUUCCCUGGGAAACAUCGAAGUGAGUUAAAGUCAACAAUGAGUUCAUCUCCAAAAGGAAUAAGCCGGCAGCCUUCAGGGCAGGGGAACAGGAAGGGGGGCGGGGAGCAGGGAUUGGGGGGCAGUGGAGGCGGUUAAGUGAUGCUGGAACAGCCAGACCAGAUCCAAGCCUGUCAAACAAGCUGGCAGCUCCAGGAACAAAGAAAAGUGCUUUCCCAGGCCAGCCCUGGAAAGCUCACUUGGCAAAGGUGGUCACAAUAAGGAUGUCACAAUCCCAGGGACCAUGGGAAGUGUCCUCUCAAGGACUGGGCGCUGCAACAAGACACCGACAUGGAAAGAGGCUCGGGCGGUGGGGCUGGUGCAUCCGUGAGCUCUGACUCUGCUGUUCCCCAGCCUGUCUUGCUGGCAGACGAGGAUGGACACUGGGGCCGGUGAGCUCCACUGUCUCCUGCUGGAGGAUGGAUGCAGGAGGACCUAGGUGUGAAGGCCACACGAAGAGCCGGCUCACGAUUGUUGGAACCUGGCAUUUUAGUCUGAGCAUCUCUGUUACUACAUUUAUUUAUCUCCAAGGGCUUUGCAUUUGGAUAAUGGUUCCCGAGCUGAGCCCGUGGCUCACUUCUGCGCUCUUGACCGCCAGGGGCAUGAGGAAUCCACACCCUUAAUGGCAUCAGGCUGCUCUGGGCUCACUGGAUCCAAGGCGCUGUGGGCCUGGGGAGCCAAUGGCAGAGCAAAGCCCAAAGUGAGCCGCACUCUGGGACUGGCCUGAAGCCAGGGCCACCUCCCUUUGGGCAACUGAGUGGCGUUAGGGCCUGCCAGGGCCACCUCAAGGGCUGGGCUCCCAAUGGAGGGUGGGGAGCAGCGCCUCCUCGCUUGGGACACAAAAGCCUGAUGCUGGCCCAGCAGCCGAGAUACGAUAUGGAGAACCCAUCCCGUUCAGCCCUCCUCGGAUCCGCCCCUGGGGCUGGGAGCCUGGCAACAACUGCCUCGAAUCUAUACUUGGUUUUUCUCCCAGGGGCAGGACUGCUGCCGACAGACUGCGUUGGAUUUCUCCCCUGCCCUCUCACUUGCUCUCACAAGGUACUUUAUUGUACGAGGUAUUUGCCUACCAUGCAUAUUUAUAAUUCUUUCCCUGCCACCAAACCAACAAAAUGUCCACAGACAUUGCAUCUCAAUUUCUCACAAGCACAUUCUCAUCACAUUCCCAUGGCUUGCCCUUCUCCUAGUCCCCUCUUUAAAAAAGAAAAGAAAAGAAAAGAAAACACCAACCAAGCAACCUGCUUAUCCUUCUGGUCCUAGUGAUUGCUCUCCAUGUUGGCCGAGUGGGUGUUUCCACUCUCCCAAGAGCUUCUUUGGGGUCCUUCCCAACUUUCCUUUUGAUGUGCAGACACAGAUUCUUCCCAGGCCAUAUUUCCUCUGCAUUUUUGACCAAUUGCUUUUGGCCUUUGUUACGACAGCCUAGAUGUUCGUUGAAUGAAUGAAAAAAAGUGAAUGAAUGGAGAGGUCCCCCUUGAGUGGGUUUGUUGUCCUACUAUCCCCGGAGAGCAUAAUUAUUGAUUGUGACUACUCUUUUUUUCCUUCUGGGAGGAAAAGUAAGGCCAGAAUCAAAGUUCAUUAGGGCCUGGAACCAAAAGCAACCUGACCUUGAUCUUUUUGUCAUUUGGCCGCCACCAGUGGGGACAACCCAGGUUGCCAGUCAUCUCCAGCCACUCCCAUCCCCCUUCCCAUCUACUCAUCUACUCAGAACUACUCAGUGGGGCCUGAUACAAAUGAAAUUUCAGAGUUCGGUGACUUUGUCUGCACUGUUCCUUCUCCCUAAAAUGUGCUUCCCCUGUGCUCUUAUCUGUGGAUCUUCUACUUUUAUCUCCUACCCAGACGGAAUCAUUGUGUGAAGAAGCUCGCCAUACGGCUAUCUCCUCCCCUCUCUGUAUUUCUAGGCCUGCGCACCUUUAUCACACCCCCAUGUCGAUGUCCCCAGCCGUAUGCCAGCUCCUGAGAGCAGGGACUGUGGGAUUCAUUGCUGCAUUCCCUGCUCUUGCACGUCCCACCAAGGGGUGGGUAACCGUUGGAAGCAGACAAGUAAUAACCAUGGCAAUCGUUUAUACAGCCCUGACACUACUCUCAGCCCUUCACUUGUGCCGCCUCACUUAAUCCUCAACCCAGCCCUGCGAGGUGAAUCCUGCGAUCAUGCCCAUUCUGCCGAUGAGGACACCGAGACGCGACCUGGUGAAGGUAUGUGACCAAGGGCACGCAGCUAAUGAAUGGUGGAGCCGGGACUGGAACUCAGGAAGUUCGGCUGCAUUACCGCCCAGCGGUGUGAAAACUCACAUUUUUGCACAUGCUUUUCCUCACCUGCGGGCUGUGAUUCCCAGCCCGUUCAGGUCUCACUUGUUUAUUGGGAAGAGGAACGGGAUCCAGGGGGUGGACCCCAUGAGCUCACCAAUAAUGCCAGAGGGUCCUCACGGCCCUGCUGCCAGGCCCUGCCUCUCCCCUCCGCCCCUCCCCAGGGUCCAUUGCUCGUGAAGCUGCUCAAGACUGCCUUCGUACCGCAUGGCCGCCACCGUGGGGGCCGGUGUCGGGCCAUGGGGACCGCCUCGGGACGCUCUGCUCCUACAGCCGCCCAUGCUGACAGCAGCUCCUGAAGAUUCCCAUGCACCGGAACCACUUUGGGCCAAGCUGAGAGUCUCUUCUCUAUCUGUGUUGUGCUUGGCCUCAAGGUCACCAAAGGUGGUCCCAUAAAGACCCCGGACAAAGGGGCUCUUUGGAUUUCUGGCUGAAGCUUCAUUCUCUUUGGGGCCUAGAAAAAAAAUCUCAGGGCUCUGCCCGGGGACCGAUAGACCCGUGCUGAGCCACCCAGACCCCCCUUUCCCCUACACAAGGCUCCCUCUGCCCCCUCCCCAGGAAAUUUAAACCUCUGUGGAGAGCCCCCUGCUAGUCCACUAAUGUAUCAGCUGCACUCAGGGGUACGGCCAACCUGCUCGUUUGAAUCCCCCAGGCAGAAAAAAAAAAGCAAAAACAAAACUAAAUGUCCCUCCGUAUUGGGACAGACAGGGUCCACUCUCAGAGGGCAGUGGCAACUGACAGCCAGCUAGAGUCAGGUACAUGCCUACUCAAUGCACAGAACAUACUCCAGAGCCCUAGCAUGGGGUGUGGGCAAGCUUUUUCUGCAAAGAGCCACAGAGCUACUCAUCUCUGUCAUUGCAGUGCAAAAAAGCAGGUGUAGAUCAUGUGUAAACAAAUGGUGGGGCUGUGUUCCAAUAAAACUUUA